This is a messenger RNA of Panthera uncia (snow leopard), 3584 nucleotides long. Its product is annotated as phospholipid-transporting ATPase ABCA3-like. The record is from RefSeq and is a predicted model, not a curated record. NCBI's taxonomy places the organism in Eukaryota, Metazoa, Chordata, Mammalia, Carnivora, Felidae. Gene Ontology annotation, biological process: transmembrane transport; lipid transport. Bases 362 to 1990 code for a protein of 542 amino acids. Gene Ontology annotation, molecular function: ABC-type transporter activity; lipid carrier activity. The transcript has 10 exons. Gene Ontology annotation, cellular component: membrane; intracellular membrane-bounded organelle.
CCCCUGGUUGUGUGGGGUUGUUUCCGCCCGUGUGCGGAGCCACUUCGUUGAACUCAGAACUUUCCGCGUGUGUCACACAGGCGUCUCCUCACCUGAAGGACUGUGAGCCACGAAGGGCCCCUCAGAGGUCCCCCCGCGACCUGGCCGUGCGGACGGGAACCAGGAGUGCUCUGGGGUGUCCCCACCUCCACCGCCCACGUGCCCACCCUGGGUCUGAGCAGCCUGGUCCGCCCCCAGCCUUCAUGCCAGCAGCUUCCGGAAGGCGGUACUGCCGUGUCCUGGGCGUUGUGGGGUCUUCCUGAGCUAACUGACACCACCUCCCUCUGUAGCAGGUGCACCCGGCCUUCCGGUGGGCGCGGACAUGGCGGCGCUCAGGCAGCUGGCACUCCUGCUCUGGAAGAACUACACGGUGCAGAAGCGCAGAGUGCUGGUCACCGUCCUGGAGCUCUUCCUGCCCCUGCUGUUCUCUGGGAUCCUGAUCUGGCUCCGCUUGAAGAUCCAGUCGGAAAACGUGCCCAACGCCACCAUCUACGCUGGCCAGUCCAUCCGGGAGCUGCCCCUGUUCUUCAGCUUCCCCCCUCCCGGCGACGCCUGGGAACUGGCCUACAUCCCGUCCCACAGCGACGCCGUGAAGACCAUCACAGAGACGGCGCGGAGGACGUUGGUCAUCAACAUGAGAGCUCGGGGCUUCCGCUCGGAGAAGGACUUUGAGGACUACGUCAGGUACGACAACCGCUCCUCCAACGUGCUGGCCGCCAUAGUGUUCGAGCACACCUUCAACCACAGCAGGGAGCCCCUGCCGCUGGCGGUGAGAUACCACUUACGGUUCAGUUACACACGAAGAAAUUACAUGUGGACCCGAACAGGCUCCUUUUUCCUGAAAGAGACCGAAGGAUGGCACACCACUUCCCUUUUCCCACUGUUCCCAAACCCAGGACCAAGGGAACCCGCGUCCCCCGAUGGCGGAGAACCUGGGUACAUCCGAGAAGGCUUCCUGGCCGUGCAGCACGCGGUGGACCGGGCCAUCAUGCAGUACCACGCAAACGCCUCCACGCACCAGCUGUUUGAGAAGCUCACCGUCAUCGCCAAGAGGUUCCCUUACCCGCCUUUCAUCUCGGACCCGUUCCUCGUCGCCAUGCAAUAUCAGCUCCCCCUGCUGCUUGUGCUGAGUCUCACCUACAGCUCCCUCACCGUCAUCCGGGCCGUCGUGCAGGAGAAGGAGAGGAGGCUGAAGGAGUACAUGCGCAUGAUGGGGCUCAGCAGCUGGCUGCACUGGAGCGCCUGGUUCCUCCUCUUCUUCCUCUUCCUUUUCGUGGCCGUGUCCUUCGUGACCCUGCUCUUCUGCAUCAAGGUAAGGAAGGGCGUGGCGGUGCUCGCUCACAGCGACCCCUCGCUGGUGCUGGUUUUCCUGCUGUGCUUUGCCGCCGCCUCCGUCUCCUUCAGCUUCAUGGUCAGCGCCUUCUUCAGCAGAGCCAACAUGGCAGCAGCCAUAGGGGGCUUCCUGUACUUCUUCACGUACACCCCCUACUUCUUCGUUGCCCCCCGAUACAACUGGAUGACCCUCAGCCAGAAGCUCCUGUCCUGCCUCCUGUCCAAUGUCGCCAUGGCGAUGGGGGCCCAGCUCAUGGGGAAAUUUGAAGCGAAAGGCGUGGGUGUCCAGUGGCGAAACCUCCUGAGUCCCGUCAACGUGGACGAUGACUUCUCCUUUGGGCAAGUGCUGGGCAUGCUACUGCUGGACUCCGUGCUCUAUGGCCUGGUGACCUGGUACGUGGAGGCCGUGUUCCCGGGGCAGUUCGGCGUGCCCCAGCCCUGGUACUUCUUCGUCACGGUGAGUGCUGGCGGCCCUCUUCCGCACGGGGGCAGGGGUGUCCCCCGCACACGCCCCGGGCCCCUCCGGUCCCUGGCGCUCAACGCCUCGUCAGGCAUGUCCCGCGUGCAGUCAGGGAGCCGUGUGUCCCAAAGCCCUGAGACCCCCUACUGGCCAAGAUGAGCCCUGCAGUCCAGGAUCUGGAAAGGGCUCGCCCUGGCCCUGCAGCGCGGGACCAGCACACGCCCACCCCCGGCCUCACGUCAAACAAAUAUCCCACUGGUUCCUCCGCCUACAAAGUAACACAGCCUCCAGCCUCUUGGAAAAAUGAUCGCGUUGCUGGGAUUCCCGGCACAGUCCCACCGCCCAGAGACGCGCCGUGCUGACCCCUUGGUGUGCAAUGGUUCAGACUGUUCUGAGCACGUACCCUCCGGCAGCCUGAGUCUGUGUGUGCGUGACAUACGCGCACUUGCUUUUAUGAAAAGGGGAUCGUGUUAUCCAAGUCUCGAAACUUGUUUGGGGUAGUUUUUUUGUUCAUUUAAGUUUAUUUUACUUUGAGAGAGAGACUGUGUGUGUAUGUGUGGGAGGGGCAGAGAGAGAGAGAGAAAGAGAGAGAGAAUCCCAAGCAGGCUCUGCACUGUCAGCUCAGAACCCAACACGUGGCUCGAACUCAAACCACAAGAUCAUGACCUGAGCCAAAACCAAGAGUCAGACACUUAACUGACUGAGCCACCCAGGCACCCUGAAACUUUUUUUUUUUAACCUAACUUAGCUAUCUUAAAUACAAAUGUGUGUGAAUCUGUGUAUAAAUAUACUUUUAGAUACCUGUGCAUAAUUAUAAGUUUUGUUUUCCUCUUUGAAUUAAGUAUCUGCAUUUUCAUGAAUCACCUUCGUUUUUGAGCACAGCACCGGGUGGGGCCACCACCAUGUGGUCCGUCAGUCCCUGCUGCUGGCGGGUGAGCUGCCACCUGAGUGUCCCCUCUCUGGUUCCACACAUACUCACCAUGAAGACACUGGAGUGUUUCAUCACAUCUAAGGUGCCCCUGAUCCAUAGGGGCACUGUCACUUUCUCACCAAGACAAAUGGUGACAGUUAACUGUAGCACUCUGCGAUCUGUGACACAUUCUGAUUUCAGAGCCCUGUAAAACGUGAGAAGUGUGUCCCUUAAGACCAACAGGCUGGGGACACCCGGGUGGCUCAGUCACUUAAGCAUCCGACUCCUGAUUUUGGCUCAGGUCAUGAUCUCACAGUUUGUGGGUUCGAGCCCCACCUUGGGCUCUGCACUGACAGCUUAGAGCCUGUUUGAGAUUCUUUGUCUCCCUCUCUCUCUCACUCUGCCCUUCAUGCUUGUGCACAUGCGUGCACUCUCUCUUUCCCUCUCUCUCAAACAACAACAACAAACAUUUAAAAAAAGACCAACAGGCCGUGGUGUGCUAGAACCAUUCCAGGCAUGGGAAGUACCAAGAACGGAGAUGGGGGUGCCCCUGUGGGGCUUAGCUGGGGACGGCUCUCCCAGGGCCCGGUUCUUCCCUUUCCUGUGACCCUCCCCACACCCGUGUGUCAUCUGUGCCCAUGGACCACCCAAGGGCAGGGGUUCUGCGUGGCCUGUGGCUGUAUUCUUAACGCAUUCUUGGUAUUGUUACGGCUAGACAGAGGGCAGGGUUCCUUGUCUAGACUGAGUGCAUGGUUUUUUAUCUAGACAGAAGGCAGGGGUCAUUGUCUAGAUGGAAGGUGGGGGUCAUUGUCUAGAUAGAAGGCGGGGGUCGUUGUCUAGACA